CGCACAUCCAUCCCCGCCCUCCUCCCUCUUUCUCUCAGCGCGCGCUCCCUCUCCUCCCCCCCACCCCUUCUCCUGUCACCCGCGCAGCGCGCGCGCUCCAGCCAGCCCCUUCCCCUUCAUCGCCGAGAAUACAUGUUGGAUCCGCCGCCGCCGCGCGCCCUCCAGCCCAGCCCGCCCCGCGGGACGCGCCGACGAUUCAGCCGCAUUUUGUUCUUUUUGCUGCUGUUUAAACAAUGGACCGGCGCGCUCGCUGUGGUCUGACGCGUUAACCGUAACGUCCUCUUUAUUUAUUAUUUUUCCAGCCUUCAAAUAUGAAUCAUGCGUCUGAUGUUCCUGCCGAGUCUGCUCGCUAGCCUCCUGAUAGCCCUGCUGCAUCCCAGCUCCGCGGCGGCAACCGUGUCACCCGGCGUGCAGAAUGAAGAGGAGUCGAGGCCGACGGACAGCGAUGGCAGCAGGACUCAGAGAGAGCACGAGCAUGAGGUGGCCGUCACCUACCCGUCACGGCUCGUGUACUACCUGAACGAGGAGGCGGAGAGCGCACACCACGACCUGGACACCCGCACGCGCAACCAAGCCGACGGCCAGGCUGUUCACUUGGCCCAGGCAAGUUUCCAGCUGGAUGCCUUCGGUUCCACUUUUAUACUGGAUCUCACGUUAAACAAUGAUUUGCUCUCUUCAGAUUAUGUUGAGAUCCACUACAAAAAAGACAAACCAGUUUUGUCGAAGGGAGGGGAACACUGCUACUACCACGGAGAAGUCAGAGGAAACAAAGCCACGCGAGUGGCUCUGUCGACUUGCAAUGGGCUUCAUGGAAUGUUUGAUGAUGGGGUGUUUGUUUAUCUCAUCGAGCCCCUAAAUCAGACUCACUCCACGGAGACAGAGUCUCGACCCCACACCCUGCGGCGGACGUCAUCGCUCCGUAUGGGCCGUGACCCUGCUGGUCUCGCUGACGAGGUGCAGGGAGAGGAAGAGGAGGAUGAAAAACAGAUCUUCUCCGACAUGGCGUGGCUAAGGCGGCGCAGAAAACGAGCGGUGCCACAGAAAUUUUUUGAUGAAAUGAAGUACCUGGAAAUUAUGAUCGUCAGUGACCACAACACGUUUAAGAGGCAUAACAGCAAAAAACAUGCCAAGAACUUUGCCAAAUCAGUGGUUAACCUGGUAGAUGCUAUCUUUAAGGAACAGCUGAACACGCGUGUAGUACUCGUUGCGGUGGAGAUCUGGACAGACAGGGACAGAAUUCCUCUGAGUGUGAAGCCUCUGGAAAUGCUCAGAGAUUUCUCCAAAUACCGGCAGCAGAACAUCCGUGUUAAUGCAGAUACUGUCCACCUCUUCACAAACGUCACGUUUCAUUACGGCCGGAGUAGCGUGGCUUAUAUCGGUGGGGUGUGUUCAAUAGGACGAGGAGUGGCCGUAAAUGAGUUUGGAAGUACGUGGACAAUGGCUGCAUCUCUCUCUCAGAGCCUGGCACAGAAUUUGGGUAUCCAGUGGGACCCUGUAAUCAAAAGGAAGGAGUGCGGCUGCAUGGAUUCGUGGGUGGGGUGUAUAAUGGAAGAUACUGGAGUACAGCAUCCUCGAAGGUUUUCCAAAUGCAGCAUUACUGAUUACAAGAACUUCCUGCUCAGGGGAGGAGCUUCCUGUCUGUUUAACAGACCCAACAGGCUCUUUGAAGUUACAGAGUGUGGCAAUGGAUAUGUGGAGGUGGGAGAAGAGUGCGACUGUGGUGCCAGGAUGGAGUGUUAUAAAGACUGCUGUAAGAAGUGCUCUCUCUCUAAUGGUGCUCACUGCAGUGAUGGGCCGUGUUGUAACAGCACCUGUCUGUUCAUUCCGCGGGGGUACAGCUGCCGUUAUUCUGUGAACGAUUGCGAUAUUUCAGAGACUUGCACUGGAGACUCAGGACAGUGCCCUCCUAACCUUCAUAAGCAGGAUGGCUACCCUUGUCAGAUUAACCAGGGUCGGUGCUAUGGUGGCGAAUGUAAGACAAGGGACAGCCAGUGCAAAUACAUCUGGGGUCCAAAGGCAGGGGGCUCAGAGAAGCACUGCUAUGAAAAGCUGAACACCGAGGGGACGGAGAAAGGGAACUGUGGAUCAAACGGAGAGAAGUGGAUCCCCUGCAGUAAACAUGACGUGUUCUGUGGGUACCUUCUGUGCACCAACAUCGGCAGAAAUCCGAGGAUUGGGACUCUGAAAGGUGACAUUACCCCCACCACAUUCAACCAUCAGGGGCGACUGAUAGACUGCAGCGGCGGCCGCGUCCUGUUGGAUGACGACACUGAUCUGGGUUAUGUGGAGGAAGGGACACCGUGUGGUCCCUCCAUGAUGUGCCUUGACCGGAAGUGUGUACCCAUCUCCUCUCUCAACCUCACAGCCUGUCCGUCAGGACCUGAUGGACGUGUCUGCUCUGCACACGGCGUGUGCAAUAAUGAAGCCACCUGUACCUGCGACUCCACAUGGGCAGGAACAGACUGCAGCAUGCAUGAUCCACCGAAAGAGCCACCUGUAGUGGAAGACGAGGGUCCUAAGGGUCCUAGCGCCACCAACCUUAUCAUAGGCUCCAUCGCGGGGGCCAUCCUGAUGGCAGCCAUAGUGCUGGGGGGGACGGGAUGGGGAUUUAAGGUGAGAGUAUGAGCGAAGAGGGGUGGAGGUUGUGUUGUAGGCAGCCUUUGUACCAUGGCUGGCUGCCACGCCCUCUUUACCUCCCGGAAGGCCCUGGGGCCCCAGAAAACCUAGAACAGAGCAAGACCCCUCACCCCCCACCCGGACUCGCCCGACACUGCUGCCUUUACUGCCUGCUUCACUGAGACCUGGUACAGACACACUGCGCUGCACUGCACCUGCAUGCUUCCCCCCCACACUCAACGAUAAGUGGCGUCUCCUGCCUAACCUCUCUAUGGACAGGUGCAUGUUAAACUGCUGGGAUGCCCCACAUCAAGCCACACUACAGGGAGAUUGUGUCUAACCCCACCCCUGUCAGUUUUGUUGUACUUGUUGCCUUUCUUGUCGUUCCUGGUGGCAUCGUCGUCGUUCGUGUUUGUGGGUGUGACAUCCUGUGCGAUCCUCGGUGUUGUAGACUGUUUUUUCCCUGUUUUUUUGUUGUUGUUGGUGUUCUCUCCCAGGAGGUAAUGUUGUUUUACCACAUCUCUCCUUGUCUUUUUAACUCACACUCACUCACGCUCUGUGAAGGAGAACUGCUUAUACCCGAGGCAACCCAUCAACGUCAAACUAAGCAUUUAUCUUAAAAUUUAAGCAAACUACAUUGUGAAAAAAACUUUAAAAACAAAGCUUUAAAAAAAAAAAAACGAAUAAACAUAUAAAGUUGUUGGAUCCUUUAAAUCACUACUGAUGCUAAAGCACUGUUUGACUUGGAUUAGAUUAGUUUGAAGAGGUUCAGUAAUGAGAUUUCUGAAGGAUUUGAUUCAGUGUUGUACUGAAGUCUAACUUUUAUAUAUAGGAGAACAAAAAAAGGCUAUGAGUUAAAGGGAAAACGCAAGUGAGUUGAAAAUGGAAGAGAGUGGUGUGUAAGGGUUUCAGUGGGGAAAUAGUGAGGUAAUAGGUAUAGAUAUAUAGAUGUAAACGAUAUAUACAUUUUUGGACUGAUGACUCAUCGAGCUUACAAAUUGAACAAAUUCAGUUGUAAAAAAUUGUAAAAAGUUGGAUUCAGUAUUAUCAAUUCUGAUUUCGGUUUAAACGGCCAAAUCAGAAAUAAGGCGACUUUUACUUUUAAGGGAAAAUGGGCAACAGCAGUGAACAGUUCAGUGGUGGAAUAAUGAGAUAAAAGAUCUCAUAAAUGUAAACUGAUCUCUGUUCCAAUAAUAUUAGACAGCACAUUAGGUUGUAAAAACAGUUUGAGAAAAAAAAAAACUUUGAAAAAAAUGCACAUUGAAUCCUUUAAAUCAGUAUUGAGGCUUGAGCACUGUUUUAGAAGGUUCAGUAGUGUGAGAUUUGUAACAGAUUUGUUUGGCUGAUUCAAACUGGAUACAAAAUACACUUAUAAGCUUAAACAUUAUGAUUGCUUGCUAAUUAUGAUGUUAGACCUCUUUAGCUACAUUCACACAGCAGAUAAAAGUUGCCCAAGGAUAUAUUAUCAGUUCCUAUUUGGACCACUGUAAUAUAUAUGUGUUACUAAAAUCCUAUACAUUUAAAAUCAUAGCAAUGCAACUCCUUCAACUUUACGUAAAAUAUAAGGACAAAAGCAUUUUUAGUUAAAACAUAUAAGCUGGUUUACAGACCUCUUAAAUAUUUGAACUGAUGUCUCUGGUCCACUAAUAUUAGAAACCAUUUAACUUAAUAUAAAAAAAUUAAAUAAAAUUACAAGAGACACUUGUUUGAAUUGAAAUUAUUGUAGAUGGUUCAGUAGUAUGAUUUGUUUGGAUGAUUCAUAUUAUGAUGUUAACCCUCCAAAAGUGGCCAAAACUGUCUACUCUACAAAACUUCUGCAAUGUGGGUGUCAGUAGACCAGUCAAAAUAGCCUGUUGCUGAUUUGUGAUUUGUCUGUCAGUUAUUGGACCACUAUUAGCAGAUACUCAACACUGCUGACUGGGUGCCCCCUUUGCUCCCCAUUCAGAGGUGCUCCAAUCCACUUAAUUUCACUCUCAUCCUGCACAUCAACUACAAAACCCACUGUUCAACUACAUUCUAAGAUAUAUCCUAGACCCUGAUGUCCACCAUUGUAACAGCAUCAGGAAUCAGCACUUUAUCUGCGAGUGAUUAUAAUGUUUUGACUUAUCAGUGUAAAUUCUACUCUACUAGGCCUGUCACAAUAAAUACAUUAGCGUAUAAUUGCAUGUUAUUGUACAAUAUAUGGACAUGAACAUAAUAAUAUUUUUUGACCUUAAGGGUAAUUUUUUAAGUGACACUAUAAAACAAAUUAAAAAAUGGAUUUAAUUAAGCAAACAGGUAAGAUCAUAUUGGAUAAUUACUGCAUAUGGAUAAUUCCUGAAUAUGAUAGAUGUGUAAUGUAUGUGUAAUAGUCAAAGUAAGAGCAUUUCCACAAUUUCCAUACGCGCAAUGUGAAGGAAACUCAAAGGAUGUCUAAAUAUUUUAAAUUAGCUAAAUUUCAUCACUCUUUAAAAUGAUAUAAUUAUUAUUUUAUCAUUAUUGUGUUACAGUAUUAUCAUUGUAGGAGUGGUAUAACAUGUUAAACAUCUUAUAACAUAAUUUAUUGCAGUUAUUUCUUGGACAAUGGGUAUAGUUAUCGUGACAGGUCUCUACAGAGUCUCAAACCCAAGAAUUCAUCCAAAGUAGACUGCAUUAAUUUUGCUGUUAAUACCAGGGCACAAUUGAUUUGGUUUUGUGUACUUGUGUGCAUGUUCACAGUCUUUUCAUUAAGUGUAUUUUUGUGUUGCAACAUGCAAAAGCACAGUGCGCAAAACCUUCUAAACACAAUCUUACAAUAAAUAAAGACAAACAGUGCUGUGAAAAUGUUUAACUAUUAUUGCAUAUUUGACAAAGUGAAUGACUUUCAAUCUUUGAGUAAAAUGCAAUAAUAUACAAGAUUUUUUAAAAUUAUUAUUAUUAUCAUUUAUAUAGCGACCAAGUAUAAAUGAUACAAAUCAUCCACACUUAAAAUAAAUUGCCAUAAAAAUUGUAUUUCAGGAUAAAAAAAGAUUAAAACAACAUUUCUUAAGUUGAAAGACAUCAUCAAAUCCCAGUGGGAGUCAUUACCUUGCGAUAAAGUCCCCAAAAAAGUGGGGUGCCAAAGUGGUGGAACACACUUCUUUGAUUGGCUCAUGUUUACAGAAAAGCACUGACAUUCACUGUCAGUUUUAACUACUGGGGCAUAUUUAUUUAUAUAUUUAUUAUAUAUUUGCUUCUGCUUGCCUUCAGCAGCCAGAGUGUGGGAAGCACAAUGUGCCAUGUUCUCUUUGUGUGGGAACAUGUUAUUCUAUUAUUAGAAAACUGCUGGUUUGUUUCCCUGUUUAUAGAUUAGAAGCAUUAAUCUUUACCCUAUUAGACCUGGUAUCAUCUUGUGGUAGGGAGUUGUAACUAGUGAGUGGGAACUGGAAUUGAAUAAACUGGGGAGAAAUUUGGUUAAAUCUUUUAAAAUAGCUUAAUUUGUUUUACAGAUGUGAUAUAAAAGUAUGUAAAUGUUUCAGUUUUGUUUGAGAAUUAUAAAAAGGAGGAAGGUGUUUUUUUUCACAGCACUGUAAAGCAUUUAUUCGUAGCUAUUAACGGAUUUUGUUAGAUUCAUACAGGAUUCAAAUGACAGAUCUCGUCUGUAAUAAUUUAUAUUGCUGUACCUCUGCAGUUUCUCUAAUCUAGCUCAAAUAGGAUUAUAUACAAGUACUUAUAUUAUACUUUAUGUAAGUAUGUUUUAUAUGAAGAUGGUUGUUGCUGGGUUGCUGAGGUUGAGUUGUUCAGUGUCCCUGUAGGACGGUACUGGUGUAUGUUGAUGGUUCUGGCAUUGCCUUUACUAACUCCUGUAUCUUUUGCCCCUCCCUGCCCACACCACCAAGAAACGUCAAGAAAAGACGAUACGAUCCAAAUGCCAGUGCUAUCUAGAAGAGAACUGGAGACUGCAGCCUUGCCUUGCGGAUUCCCCCGGUUUCUGACAGCGAGCUACCUGCUGGACUGUGCCCUCUCCUGCUGCUAACAGCCAGUUAGCGUUACUUGAAAAAAAAAAGAAAAGAAAAGAAGAGAAAGGGACGGCAAGGAGGAAAAGAACAGUCAGUAAUUUUCCACCAAAAGUCACGCACACAACGCCUGCCCGAGAGCCCUGCUCUCGUUCAUCACUUUCGGCCCAUCACUUUAAAGAGGACCAGUGGGAGGUACGCUUUCCUUUCCGGAUCAUUCUGAACAUUUGAUUUGUUUUCAGUCUUGGCAUGAUCAGCCCUGGCUGUGGCAUUUUGCAUGGCAGAGGAGGUCGGUCACCAUCUCAACAAUGCAAAACAAAAAGAAGGUAAAGAUUUUUCUGUAUAAAUGGUGACGUAGAGAUGAGCCAUUGAGCAUUGAAUAUGAUGCAUUCAACCAAAUGACUCUAGCAGUCUCCAGGACUGAUGAACGAGCCUGGGAUGCCUAACGACUCCAAUUCAUCAUGAAAAAGACUCAUAAAAGGUUGAGAUGACAGACAGGAUUUUGACUUAAACACAGAUUUAAACUGCUUUUUCUUUCCAACUCUAGCAUGUUGUACUGCGGGAAUUUUCUGCCAUAUUAACCAGAAAAGAGAAAACCAAAUGAAGACGGAUUGCGGCAAUGUGGCAACCAGCAGUUUCUAAAGCUGCUCCAUUCACUCUAAAGUCUGGGUGUAGUAAAAACACACACACACAAAAUACACAUAAACACACAUAAACACACGUGUGCACACUAGGACUUGGCAUUAUUUUAAGCAAGGCAAUUGACAAUACAUUGUGAGAUUGUUUAAUACAUUUUUUGGAACAUUGACUAAAAUAGUAUAAAAUAAGUAUUAAAAUACUUAAAAAACGUGAACAAAAGAAAAGUUAAUUUUUUUAAGCAAUCAGAAAGGUGGGAUUGGAAGACACAAUACAAUGCUAUCUAGUGGACGGGGUUUAGCACAACACAAAAUGAAUCACUUCUGACACCAAUCUUUACAACCAAACUAAUAUUACUAAUAAAUAUAGUACUGCAAAACAAAAUAUCUUGGAUAUGUAACUUAUUGAUAUGUGACAUAUCAAUAUAUAAAAACUCUACACCGCUAGUGCAAGCACACACACAUACAUACAUGCACAAACACAGACACAAUUGUUUAUGCCUGGUUACGUCAAAUAACUGUUCCCCGUUCUUAUAAGUUUCCUAUACGGCCUUGUAGGACUGCCCCGUGCGGAAUGUUCUUUCAGCUAAUCCGAAAGCUGCAUGAUGUAAUUGCACUGGGGCGGAGCCCACACAGCCCGCCACGCUUCUUAAGGUAAAUUGCAUGUCAACGGAGAAAAAAAAAAAAACAGAGGUUAACUUUUA
Astyanax mexicanus (Mexican tetra) is the source of this 7908-nucleotide messenger RNA. RefSeq names its product ADAM metallopeptidase domain 23a (gene adam23a). Gene Ontology annotation, biological process: proteolysis. Gene Ontology annotation, cellular component: presynaptic membrane. The record is from RefSeq and is a predicted model, not a curated record. Lineage: Eukaryota; Metazoa; Chordata; Actinopteri; Characiformes; Acestrorhamphidae. The transcript has 26 exons. Gene Ontology annotation, molecular function: metalloendopeptidase activity. Bases 319 to 2625 code for a protein of 768 amino acids.